ACUCCAUCACGCAGCACAUGUUCUCAUAAUCUUGGGAUUAGUAUGAGAUUGAUGUAUACCUUUUCAACUCCAGCUAAGCUACUAGCUUCCCUCCUGGAGAAAAAGGUAUCAAAUAAUACAAAAUUUGGAACCAAUGAUACCCCAGAAUCAAUAAUGGAACCAAACAAGGUGAAUGAAUUUUCUUCUAUUGAAUCUGAAACUCUUGAUCCCUGUGGCUUAAAACUACAAAGACCAUUGUCACGGACGUCUUAUGAAAGGAAUGAUGAUCAAGCAGAUUGGUCUAAACGAUUAAAGGUGGAUUUAGAUAAAUAUUAUGCUCUGGAGUCCGUUGACUUGUUCUGUGGAUAUCCAUGGAACUCUGCAUUGAUGCCUAAGUCAUGUUCAUUUAGCCGCUGCAACAAGGUUAUGCAGGAAGGUGGACAUGUGGUCCAUGGAAACUGGCAAGCUCAGUCGGUGGAAGUUUCAAGAACUAGAACAGGAUAUUUGCAAGAACUGUGGAAAGUUCACAUGGAGUCCUGUGUUGAUGCCUCACCGCUUGUUGUGUUCAAAGGUUCUGAUAUUUAUUUAUUUAUUGGAUCUCACUCACAUAAGUUCCUCUGCAUUAAUGCCAAAAGUGGCUUUACCCAGUGGGAAACCAGACUACAAGGACGAGUUGAAGGUUCUGCAGCAAUUAUAGGAGACUUCUCUCAGGUGGUUGUGGGAUGCUACGAUGGAAACAUAUAUUUUCUUGAGUUUUUAAAUGGCAACAUUUGUUGGACUUUCCAUACAUCUGGUGAGGUGAAAUGCCAGCCAAUUGUGGACGCACAUAGGGGAUUGAUCUGGUGUGGAUCACAUGACCAUAACUUAUAUGCUCUUGAUCAUAUAAAUAAGUGCUGCUUAUAUAUGCUUCCUUGUGGCGGUAGUAUAUUUGGAUCACCUGCAGUUGAUGAGGCACGUAGUGCACUUUAUGUGGCAUCUACUAGUGGCCGUGUGACAGCUAUUUCAAUUAAGGAAUUGCCGUUUUGCACGCUGUGGUUACAUGAACUUGUGGUGCCAGUAUUUGGGUCACUUUCCAUCAGUUCUCCAAAUGGAUAUGUCAUUUGUUGCUUGGUGGAUGGUCAUGUUGUUGCAUUGGAUUCAAGUGGAUCCAUUGUUUGGAAGAGGAGAACCGGUGGUCCAAUAUUCGCUGGGGCUUGCUUAUCUUCUGCGCUUCCUUCUCGGGUGCUAAUCUGUUCCCGGAACGGAAGUGUGUAUUCCUUUGAAAUGGAAAAAGGUGAACUACUCUGGGAAGUAAAUGUUGGAGAUCCAAUCACUGCAUCUGCCUAUAUUGAUGAGAACUUACAGUUGGUUUCAAACGACCCCUCCAUUUCAGCUGAAAGAUUGGUUUGUGUUUGUACUAGCUCUGGAGGCAUAUUUUUGUUUCAAAUCAACUCGGACGAAGGGAUCAGAAAUCAUCAAAGAAAAUAUGUAGUGCGGGAAUUUGCAAGGCUUAAGCUGGAGGGGGAUGUGUUUUCUUCACCUGUUAUGAUCGGAGGCAGGAUAUUUGUCGGUUGCAGGGAUGAUUAUUUGCAUUGCAUUGCAUUGCUGUUGAAACCCGAGACUUAGUUGGACUAUCGCCGAGGUUCGUGUUUGAUCUUCAGCUCUGGAAAAUAGGUUUAUGUCAACCAACAGCUAUCCAAACAUCUUAGCUGCAGACCAGCAGACAUGUUGGAGCAGACUAGAGAUGGAAUUACAAUGUCAACAAUAAAUCUU
Hibiscus syriacus is the source of this 1731-nucleotide messenger RNA. Its product is annotated as putative acyl-activating enzyme 19. The annotation marks the transcript as partial. Lineage: Eukaryota; Viridiplantae; Streptophyta; Magnoliopsida; Malvales; Malvaceae. The transcript is spliced from 12 exons. Gene Ontology annotation, biological process: amino acid activation for nonribosomal peptide biosynthetic process. The record is from RefSeq and is a predicted model, not a curated record. Gene Ontology annotation, molecular function: protein binding.